AUGGAAUCAGACUCUGGAUUGCAUGGCGAUAUACCCGAUGGCGCGGAAGUGUCGCCUUUAGCCGAAAGCCAACCAUCCGAUAUAAUCGCAGAUAUUUCCGAAAAUAAUGUUACAAGUCAAGAAUCAGAAGCAACCUUGGGUGAAGAAUCAGUAUCAAAUGGAGGAGCACCUACCAGCAGUAGCGACACUCUGGAUGUGGAACAAAGGGAGCAGGGAGCAGCAGAUGGAGAGGAGCAGUCCGGUGCAGAUGAAGCUAAUGCCGAAGAAGAAAUGGAUAUAGAUGAAACUGCAGCUGGUGCAGUUGCAGAUGAAUCUGCAUACAUCGGAGAUAACUGUCUGUCAACUCCGGAAACAGAAAGUCAACUAGAUCCUAUAUCAAAAGAGCAAAGUUUGGAUGAUCCGGAUGGUGCAGACGCUACCGCAGAAGAGAGUCCUGAUCAAUCUAUAAGCUCUGCUAUGCCAAUUGACAGUGGUAUGGGAGAAGGAGAUGGAGCCCCAUUAGUUCAGGAUGAUGAAUCUAGCACCAUGGACGAAGAUAUGGGAGGCGGAGAGGGCGUCGCUAGUAGCGAUGACGUUAAUGCCAUAAGUAGUGCCGCACAAGAGGUUCUCAGCACUGGCAUUAGUUCAAGCACAGCUGAAAGCGGACCGGAUAUUUCAAGCAGCGGUCAAAGUGAAGCGACUUUGAUAUCUUCUACUGCCAAUGGGCCAGCAGUAUUACAUUCAUUUUCUAUCACACCAGAACAGCAACAAACUAAUGAAUAUCUGAAUUUCUUUUCGUCUAGGUUUGGUGAUGCUGACACUUCUGAAAUGGAAGGUGCCGCCGACACUAUGCCCACAGUGAGCGAAUCAAUGCCGCUGCUCACUAUGUCAGCCAAUGGAUCGGCAUUACUUUCGCCCACAUUGAUGCAGGGCGAGGAAGGCGGGGCCGGUUCGGUGUCGUCUUCGGUGGCAGCGGAGGCGGGGGCGGAGGCGGGCGCGGCGGCGGCGGCGGGCGCGGAGGCGGAGGGGGCGGUGAGCAGCUCGGGGGCGGCUAACGGGGCGCCGCCGUUGCCGCCCACCGAUGCCGCCCACGCGCUCGCAACACUAGCGAGCGCCGCCCUCCACCACCACGAGCAGGCCGAAUCGGAAGAGCCCAAACAACAAAACGACGAAGAUGCAUGGUAUACUGUUGGUAUUGUAAAAGGAACCACAUUCACGGUCCAAAAUUAUAUAUCAGAUCCGAAUGUAGAUUUAUCGAAUUUAUCAUUGGACAAUUUGCCUGAUCUAACUGGUUUGCCGACAAGUGGCCUCGAGCAUGGUACUGCGUACAAAUUCAGGAUCGCCGCCAUCAACUCGUGUGGCCGAGGCGAAUUCAGCGAGGAAUCUGCGUUUAAAACCUGUUUGCCCGGUUUCCCUGGGGCGCCAUCGGCAAUUAAAAUAUCCAAGUCUGUGGAGGGAGCUCACUUAUCCUGGGAACCGCCUCAAGUCGCAGCUGAGGGUAUCUUUGAGUAUUCCGUUUAUCUGGCCGUACGCUCAAAUUCGCAACCUAAGGAGGCGUCCAAAUCGCAAUUGGCGUUUGUUCGUGUAUACUGCGGCAAAGCGAACACAUGCGUUGUGCCGCAGUCUUCGUUGGGAGCGGCCCACGUGGACUCGUCUACUAAACCCGCUAUAAUAUUCCGUAUCGCCGCAAGAAACGAGAAAGGCUACGGGCCGGCAACGCAAGUCAGGUGGCUGCAAGAUAUAAAAUCGACUGGCGUUAAACGAGCAGGCGAUGGACGUCUACCAGGCGCUUCACCUUCAAAGCAACCUAAACAAAUUCUACAUUAAAAUCUCUGAAGUUUUAUUUUAAGAUAGUUAUGUACAGACAGACUAAGUGAACAUUGUGCGAUUUUACGGUUAGUACUUUUAUCUAUUAUUGUUUUAUGACAUCUCACAGAACACACUUUGAUAGAUUAUGUUCUAUUUUAUUUUCACCGCUGUCCUUGUUGAUUUUAAAAAGAGACUAUAUGACUGUACAUUUCCGUAAGUGUAAAUGACUGAUAAUGAAGUGUAAGCGGAUAGACUGAAUGAUGCUGAAAGUAAAAAUGACAGUAAUUAUAAAAUUUUUGAUUAAAUAAAUAUCGUAGAAAUGAUCACAGUUUAUUUUUAAUAAACCUAUGAACUGUUAUUUUCAUAAUAAUGUGCUCGUAAUAUAUUUCUUAAGAUUAAUUUUGUUGCCUAUGUGUAAUAAGAAAUAUACGCCAAAUAAAUAUUGUGAACUAUUUGAUUCUCUGACAGAGGAAGGUGAAUCAGAAAAAAAUAACGAAAUUGCAUUUGGCUUUUAAUACUUAAUUACAUAUUAUUGAGUACAC
This is a messenger RNA of Diatraea saccharalis (sugarcane borer), 2330 nucleotides long. The record is from the annotation of a GenBank genome assembly. NCBI's taxonomy places the organism in Eukaryota, Metazoa, Arthropoda, Insecta, Lepidoptera, Crambidae.